Pelmatolapia mariae (spotted tilapia) is the source of this 753-nucleotide messenger RNA. Its product is annotated as arrestin domain-containing protein 3-like. The record is from RefSeq and is a predicted model, not a curated record. Gene Ontology annotation, cellular component: cytoplasm; plasma membrane. Gene Ontology annotation, biological process: protein transport. The coding region runs from base 1 to 753 and encodes 250 amino acids. The transcript is spliced from 7 exons. NCBI's taxonomy places the organism in Eukaryota, Metazoa, Chordata, Actinopteri, Cichliformes, Cichlidae.
AUGGGGACUGUUCUUCCAAAACGAGUGCACAUCUUUAAGUUCAGGCUCAAAAUCCCAGAGGGGAGGAUGCCUUCGUCCUUCAAGGGAAAACAUGGAAAUAUUGUCUACACCUUUGAAGCCAAGAUAUCUAGGAGCUGGCGACUGCCUUCGAAAGUACUAAAAGAGAUCAACUUUGUGUCAAAGUCCUGUCCACACACUCCUCAAAUUAUGUGUCCACAGUCCAGUUCAGUGCAUAAAAAGAUGAGUGGUCUCUCCAAGGGACAGGUCCAGAUCUGUGCUACCAUUAACAGAGGAGUUUGUUCUCCAGGUGAAACCUUAUCUGUUGUUGCCAAAAUCUGCAACUCCUCUUCCAGGAACACAAGGCUCAAAUUCAAACUUCAGCAGGUAACGAUGUACAGUUGCCAGGACAACACUAAUAGCAGCAAGGAAACGCUGUUCAAAAUGGUCGGAGACACUAUCCGUCCAAACUCAGAGCAAACUGCCUCCUGCCAGCUGAAAGUUCCCAGCGAUGCCAUUCCCACCCUCCAUAACUGUGAAAUCAUCUCAGUUGAAUAUUACAUAAAGGUGUAUCUGGACAUUAGUUUUGCCCUUGACCCAGAGGUGGUGUUUCCACUGGUCAUCCUUCCUUCUAAAUUUGCUCCAACUCAGAGUCGUGAGGCUGUGGGGCCUGAGACAGUUGAGCCUCCAGCUUACAGCGAGUUCACAUCCUCUACUCUCACCACUGGAUUGGAUCCUAUACUCACAGAGGAGUAG